AACUUAAUUAGAAGGCCGUUGCAAAUAUGGCUGCCUGCGACAGCCAUGUGUUGUGGUUUGUGGUCUUCUGCUAUUUCAAGUCAUAACAUUUGCCCAACUGCUGAAUUGCCAUUAACUUUUGAUUAAUUUCGACAAAGUGUAGCCAAUAUGUCAUCCGUAUAUCACGAACCAGACGACCCUAGAUUUAGAAUCACGCCUUUUCAGCAAAUGGCAGCUUCUUGCACCGGCGCUUUGUGCACUUCACUCUUAGUUACUCCACUUGAUGUUGUCAAAAUUCGACUGCAAGCACAGCAGAAAGCCCUAUUAUCAAACAAGUGUUUUGUGUAUUGCAAUGGAUUAAUGGAUCACCUCUGUCCAUGUGUUACUUCUUCAAGUGGUCAGACAAAUUGGUACCACAGGAAUGGACAGUUCAGUGGCACUAUUGAUGCUUUUGUGAAAAUUUCUCGAGCCGAAGGAGUAAAUUCAUUAUGGAGUGGUCUUGGGCCAACUCUUGUAUUAGCUAUACCAGCCACAGUGCUUUAUUUUGUAGCUUAUGAGCAGAUACGAACUAGAGUGAAAGAUUUCCACUCCAAACAAGUUGGGAAAACGGACCAACCAUUUUGGAUUCCAUUAUUUGCUGGAGCAUCUGCUCGAGUUGUGAGUGCUUCAGUUGUGAGCCCAUUAGAGCUGAUACGCACUAAAAUGCAAUCGCAAAAACUAACAUACUUCGAGGUAGGCGGUGCCUUGCGCUCCCAUAUUCAAGUUCAUGGACUUAUUCCAGGCCUUUGGAAAGGACUUGGUUCAACAUUGUUACGUGAUGUGCCAUUUUCAGGAAUAUACUGGCUUAACUAUGAAGGACUAAAGUCAGCUUUCAAUCAGCAGACUCCUACAUUUGGCUUUAGCUUUGGUGCAGGUGCUAUUGCUGGAUCGAUUGCUGCUGUCUGUACCACUCCUUUUGAUGUUGUCAAGACACAUCAGCAAAUUGAAUUGGGAGAAAAGGAACUUUAUGCUGAUUUAGAAACAGGAUCAAAGAAAAUAGCCAAUGAGAAAAAUCUGCAAGAGAAACCGAUAAGAAAAACCACUCACAGUAUUCUGCGGCAAAUAUGGCAGCAGAAUGGAAUUUCAGGCAUCUUCACUGGUGUUGUACCGAGAGUGGCCAAAGUAGCUCCAGCGUGUGCUAUAAUGGUGGCAACCUUUGAAUAUGGCAAGGGCUUCUUUGAAAGGUACAAUGCUGAAGAAUACUAUAGAAAGCAAAGAAGUGUUCAACUUGAAUAAGUUCUAUCAACAUACAGCAUGAAACUGUUAGGAUGUUAUCUGUGAUAAUUUCUGAUGAAAUGUGGUACCUAGAGAAUGCUCUUGCAUGUGACAUAAGUUUAAUGACAAAUAUGAUAAAUAAUUAUCAUUUUAUACGAGACAACCAUCUGACCUCUGUUACUGGAUGUAGCUAGAGCAUACCAGGAAAAAUCUUGUUAUGUUAAUGCAUGAGCUUGUAAAUAAAGUACAAUCAUCCGUGUAGUUUAUAUCUAAUGAAAAGUAAAGUUUAUUUUAGUAAUGCAA
Molecule: messenger RNA, 1536 nt
Organism: Frankliniella occidentalis (western flower thrips)
Lineage: Eukaryota; Metazoa; Arthropoda; Insecta; Thysanoptera; Thripidae
Product: probable mitochondrial glutathione transporter SLC25A40
Exons: 10
Coding region: 148-1254 (368 amino acids)
Biological process (GO): mitochondrial transmembrane transport
Source: RefSeq, a predicted model, not a curated record